AUGAAUGCUAGGAGAGGUCGUGGACGCGGCAGAGGCCGUGGUAGAGGUCAGGGAAGGAUUCUGGCACCUGCACCUGAGAAUUCGAUUGUUGGGGAGAAUACACCUCCUACUAUUAUGGACGAUGUUCCAGUGGAUCAGGGAGCACAAGACGCGCUAGCACCAGCACCAGCUGCUGCGCCACAGUUGGACCCGAUGAUUAGGGGGAUGAUGGAGGCUUUUGCUCAGGCAGUUGGACAGUAUAUGCCACAGAUGUUUGGAGCUCAACAGGCUGCAGGACAGGCUGCACAGGUCCCAGUUGGAGAGCAGGGGACUGGAGCUGCCAAUAGGACAUUAUUAGAGUUAGGGGAACUGCGGAGGUCGAGGCCAACAGUUUUCCGUGGUCAGUUGGAUCCUUUGGCUGCCGAGGAGUGGCUUGAGAUGAUUGUUAGAAGGAUGGAUACUAUGCGAAUUACUAAUGAUCGUAGGGUUGAUUUGGCCACUCACUUCUUGGAGGGACCAGCGUAUACCUGGUGGAGGGGUCAGCUACGCAAACUGGGUCAGGAUGUGACUUGGGAGCAGUUCGAGAUUGCAUUCUUAGAAAAAUAUGUGCCUUUGACAGUCCGUGAGGCUAAGGCACAAGAGUAUCUAGAGCUUCGUCAAGGCACCAUGACAGUGGAUGAGUAUGAGGCGAAGUUUGAUGAGUUGGCUAAAUUUGCAGGGGUGUAUGUGCCGAAUGAGGCAGCCCGAGCGGUCAAGUUUAGGAUGGGACCGCGUCCAUCUAUAUCUGGGAAGUUUGCCACUAUGAAGACCAGUUCAUAUAGAGAUGUUGUAGAGGCAACUCGGAUGGCUGACAAGAGUAAUCAGGAUAGCAAGAAGUAUUACGAGAGUAUCAAGUCACUGAAGAGAGGUGAGGCUUCAUCGUCGGGUACUGGGGGAGAAAAGAAAAAGAAAACUGAGUAUGGUACAAAGCAGAAGAUUGAGCAGGGAGCGGAUAGAAGAUCUUAUCGUAGGGAUGAUCGACAGAAUCGUAGUAAUAGGAGUCAAGGUGGUACACAACAGGGUAUUGUUCGUAGAGAUCAAGGAGUUAGGAGAGGAUACAGAGAUAGGACUCCUGGACAACAGACGCUGGUAUGUUUCAGAUGUGGUCAGGAUGGACAUCGCUCCAAGGAAUGUACGGAUAAGAAUCGAGGUACUUGCUAUUGGUGUGGUCAGUUUGGGCAUCGGAUCAGGGAUUGUCCUACUAGAGGGUUAGGACCUCAAGCACUACUAGCACAACAGGGGCAGCAGACCCAGUUACCAGCUCCACCGCAGCAGAGAGCAUUACCUCCGGCAGGUAGAGGGCGCCCAGCAGCUGUACAGGCACCACUCGCCCAACAGCAGCAGCAGAGAGCACCUGGCAGAGUCUUCGCCUUGGGACAUGAGGCAGCUCCUGUUGACCAACAAUAUAUUGGAGGGGAAUCUUUGCUUGUUGAGUCCCCUAUGGUGCAAAACCUUCGGGUUACUACUUUGUGUUAUGGUUGUGUGAUUCAGUUUGGGGACUAUGAGUUCCAGGCUGAUCUAGUUGUUAUGGAGUUUUCUAGUUUUGAUGUCAUCCUAGGGAUGAAUAGGUUGUCAAAGAAUCGGGCAGUUUUGGAGUGUUAUGAGAGGAGAGUCAUUUUGAGGACGCCUCAGGGUUUGAAUAUACGUGUUAGGGGAUCGCGAGCGAACUUAACCCUUUCCGAGCCGAAAGAGGGAACGAGUCAGUUACCAUCAGUGAUUGAGGAAUUUAUGGAUGUCUUUCCAGAUGAUUUACCUGGUUUGCCACCGUAG
This is a messenger RNA of Tripterygium wilfordii, 1788 nucleotides long. RefSeq lists its product as uncharacterized. The coding region runs from base 1 to 1788 and encodes 595 amino acids. The transcript has 3 exons. Gene Ontology annotation, molecular function: nucleic acid binding; zinc ion binding. The record is from RefSeq and is a predicted model, not a curated record. Lineage: Eukaryota; Viridiplantae; Streptophyta; Magnoliopsida; Celastrales; Celastraceae.